Molecule: messenger RNA, 1502 nt
Organism: Volvox carteri f. nagariensis
Lineage: Eukaryota; Viridiplantae; Chlorophyta; Chlorophyceae; Chlamydomonadales; Volvocaceae
Exons: 10
Coding region: 43-1338 (431 amino acids)
Source: RefSeq, a predicted model, not a curated record
GUGGGAGUGCACGCCCAUCCUAAGAAGUUCUUACUAAAACAGAUGAUUGUACCAAAGUUAAGGCUCUUCAUUGCACUAGUACUCGUGUCGGUUCUGGCCCUGAACUUUGGGUCACAGUGUUUCCGCCCAGUAGUUGGUUCGAUACGUAAAGUAGGAAAACUAGGUACCGGUAAGGCCGGCCGCAACCCACGCAAUUCUGUGCGCGGCCAUGACGGGACAGCUGAGGAUGAGCUGCUUGGAGGAGGCCCUGCGCCGAACAGCGAAUCCGCUGGGGGUAAUACACCUUACUCUUUGCUCUCCAAGUCAAUGAGUUUGCUGUCUGGCGGCAAGUAUGAGGAGAUUGAGGGCAUAGAGGCGGUCUGGCAGGGCCCCCCUCUCGGGACCGCCCGCCGCGGUGUCAUGUUCAUAGCACAUGGUUGCAACCAUGGCGCGAUAGACUGGUGGCCGCAAUCGCCUUCCUGCCCCCAGUGCAUCGGUCUUCCUGAGGAGCUGAACGUGACUCUGCACUGCCUGGUGCGGGGCUAUGCGGUGGUGGCGGUGUCGUCAGCGGCAAGGAGGGGAUCCAGAUGCUGGCAGAGUGUCUUACGUGGUGGGGGUGACCCCUGGGACUACAGCCAGGGACCGUCACCCGAGGACUGGAUGAGGACGCGCAGGCAAGUCAGGCGGGUGCUGGACGUGUUGCUGUCCAGGGAGGGUCUCUCGUCCCUGCCGCUACUCGCCCUGGGGGCCUCCAGCGGGGGCGCCUUCGUGUUGGGGCUGCCGCUGGUGAUGCCGGGCCGGUUCUCAGGCCUGGCGGUGCAGAUCAUGGGGGGCCCUCCAGGGCUGCUGCAGAAGUACCGGUACUUCAACCAGUCUGCCGCCUGGCCUCCCACCUUGUUCGUACACAUGCCCCGAGAUGCCGCACUGGCUGAGCUGGUUGCUAGAAACCUAGAGGAGCUGCGGGAGGGGGGUGUACGGACACGGGAGAUACAAGUACGACCGCAGCCGCUGACGCCGCUCUACUUGGUGCAGCGCUGUGCGCCCGAGGUGGACGAGCAGACCAGCCGGGCGGUGUACGAGGCGCUGAAGUUCGCUGAUUUCCUAGACCCCCGCGGCUACCUGCGCCUGAACCCGCGGUCUCAGCAGGGGGGCGGGUGGAGGGCGGUGCUGAAGGCGGCCGGAGUGCCGGAGCUGCAGAAGCUGAGGCUGCAACCGGAGGCGAGUCCCAUAGCUGAGGAGCUCAACCUGCUGUAUGCGGGUCACGAGCUGUGUUCCGAGACGACUACUGACAUGCUGGACUGGUUUGAGGAGCUGGAGUCGGGGCCCAAAGACGGAAGAAAUGGGCGGAAACGUUUUUAAAGUGUGCGAAUGAUCCCUGUUUUUGACAGGAAUAUCGGUGUUUGUUUGGUGUAUUGCACGACGGGAUAGGGUUAGGGUUUUAGGGUUAGGGGGCUGAUGUGUAUUACGUUCUAUGUAAUGGUGUAUAUCAUUAUAUACAUGUAUAUGUAAUGGUGUCUCAAUUG